Molecule: messenger RNA, 1167 nt
Organism: Penaeus chinensis
Lineage: Eukaryota; Metazoa; Arthropoda; Malacostraca; Decapoda; Penaeidae
Exons: 9
Coding region: 1-1167 (388 amino acids)
Cellular component (GO): extracellular matrix
Source: RefSeq, a predicted model, not a curated record
AUGAGAGAAAAUGUUAAAGAUGCAAUUGCACUUAUAACUGGCAACUGCCACUCUCCGGUUUGUGUCGACACUGUGCAAUGUCGCUGGAGUGUCCUCUCCAGUGGUCAGGUAUCUAUUGCGUUUGCCCUUUUGGUGGCCGUGGCGUCGGCGAUUCCUGAAGAAGGCUACAACUACCAGGCACCAGGAGGUCAGGGAUCUCAGUUCCCUACUGGGGAGGGACAGGUACAGUACCCCUCCGUGCCCGCUCAGUACGCCUUCCAGUGGGACGUGAACCAUGAGCCUUCAGGGAACUUUUAUGGCCACAAAGAGCAGAGGGAAGACGCCAACACUAAGGGAAGUUACUACGUCCAGCUGCCCGAUGGUCGACGUCUUCUGGUCGAGUAUUACGUGGACGCCACCGGUUACCAUCCCACCGUCACCUUCGAGGGAGAGGCGCAGUAUCCUUCAGGAGGGAAUCGGGGAUACGGCCAGUCCGGUCAGGGAUCGAGCCAAGGAUCUCCCUCGCAACUAGAAAAAGACAAUCCUAAUUUAGACAGCAGAGUUUUAGGAACAACAGUGUGGUUAGUGGCAAUAUCCACCAAGCUUAGAGGACGCUCGAGGGAGACGCCCAGUACUGUUGUCAUGAAGAUGAACAACAGCAACAGUUAUAAUGAAGAUGGCACAAUCACAAUGCAUCAUAUAAAAGCGAGCUUCCACGUCCAGCCGCCAGUUCUCUUCGCACUCUCAACCGAAGCAGAAAUGAAGGUAUUUGCUGUGUUUGCCCUUUUGGCGGCAGUGGCGUCGGCGAUUCCCGAAGAAGGCUACAACUAUCAGGCACCAGGAGGUCAGGGAUCCCAGUUCCCUACCGGGGCGGGACAGGCACAGUACCCCUCCGUGCCCGCCCAGUACGCCUUCCAGUGGGACGUGAACCAUGAGCCUUCAGGGAACUUCUACGGCCACAAAGAGCAGAGGGAAGACGCCAACACUAAGGGAAGUUACUACGUCCAGCUGCCCGAUGGUCGCCGUCUUCUGGUCGAGUAUUACGUGGACGCCACCGGUUACCAUCCCACCGUCACCUUCGAGGGAGAGGCGCAGUAUCCUUCAGGAGGGAAUCGGGGAUACGGCCAGUCCGGUCAGGGAUCGAGCCAAGGUUCUCCCUCGCAGUCAUAUGGCGUUCCCUCUAAAUAA